AUGUCCGCCGCCGCCGCCGCCCCGAUCCCGUUGCCGUUCCGCUGGGAGCGACUCCCAAACGGCCACUGGAUAACCGUCUGCGCAGACCACAAACGCAACGUCUGCCGCGACUGCCGCAGGGACUGGAGCCACGACCUCGGCUUCGACGACUACCUCUCCGACGACGAGGAGGAAGAAGGAGGAGGCCUCUUCGGCCGCGACCCCGUCGACAGGAAACCCCGCAACGUCUCCUACUCCGACCUCGUCCGCAGCAAAUGGGGCACCCGCAAGAUCGCCGCCAGGCCGAGGCCCGUCCCCGCCGGCGGCCUCCCCGUCAUCCGGGACGCCAUCCGCGGGAUCCCCUUCGCCCACGCCGGCGUCUACCCGUGGCGCCCGGGCAAGGCCAAGCCCCGCGAGGAGGGCCUCAGGCCGCAGGACCUCUAUCCCCCGGCCCCGGCGGCGGCGGCGGCGGCGGGGGUGGAGGAAAGACGCGCCGGGUUCCGCAGCUGGCACCGGCCGCGCGAGAUGCUGAUCUACACGGACGGUGCGUGCUCGGACAACGGCAAGCCGCACGCCCGCGGGGGCUGCGGCUUCGUCUUCAACGGCACGGCGGACGGCCGGGUGUCCUUCAGGCUGGAGGAGGUCGGCCCGGACGGGAACAAGCGCCCGCAGACGAGCAACCGGGCGGAGCUCCGCGCGACCAUCGCCGCGCUGACGUUCCGCAAGUGGUGUUUCGACGGCGUCGAGAGCAUCGUCGUCGCGACGGACUCGGUCUACGUCGCCGAGGGCGCCACGGACUGGGUGGAGAAGUGGCGCUGGCGCGACUGGAGCGACCGCAAGGGCCGGCCCACCAAGAACCGCGAUCUGUGGCUGCUGCUCCUGCAGGCGAUGGACGACCUCCGCCGCGACCAACGGGUCAUUGUCAAGUUCUGGAAGAUCCCUCGCGCGUGGAACAAGGAAGCCGACAAGGCUGCCAAGGACGCGGUCGCUCUCAAGCCCGUCGCCAAGUACAUGGACAUCACCAGUGUCGGAUCCUAG
This is a messenger RNA of Colletotrichum karsti, 1017 nucleotides long. RefSeq lists its product as uncharacterized. The transcript has a single exon. Gene Ontology annotation, biological process: DNA replication, removal of RNA primer. NCBI's taxonomy places the organism in Eukaryota, Fungi, Ascomycota, Sordariomycetes, Glomerellales, Glomerellaceae. Gene Ontology annotation, molecular function: nucleic acid binding; RNA-DNA hybrid ribonuclease activity. Bases 1 to 1017 code for a protein of 338 amino acids. The record is from RefSeq and is a predicted model, not a curated record.